Aricia agestis (brown argus) is the source of this 1131-nucleotide messenger RNA. Its product is annotated as CKLF-like MARVEL transmembrane domain-containing protein 4. The transcript has 4 exons. Gene Ontology annotation, cellular component: membrane. Lineage: Eukaryota; Metazoa; Arthropoda; Insecta; Lepidoptera; Lycaenidae. The record is from RefSeq and is a predicted model, not a curated record. Bases 438 to 971 code for a protein of 177 amino acids.
AAAUAAAUUUGUUGUUAUAUUUUUCAAUGAUAUAAGAUAAUAUUGUUUGGGGUGUAACAAAUUAAGUAGUGUUAUUUUAAACCGAGUAAUCUAAUGGAUACCAUGAGAUUACGACAGUGAUGAAAAAUCUGUGCUCCCAUUAGUAUCAACCAACGAUAUCAAAAUAUUGUAUCAACACGAAACGUCGAUGAUGUUAUAAUAUUUUCAUAUUUUGAAUCGUAAACAAUAAACACUUGAGUAUCGUAAACACAAUGGGUGGCGUCACUUGGACGUUACUGCAUAAACAGUGUUGAGUCACAUGUGAAUUACGCUAUCGCCACUUUAUUUAGGACCAAGGUGAUGUGACUUCAUACUUAUCUCACGUCCGUUAGCCGCGGCCUGCGGGGACCAGCGACCGACCUAGUGUUAUUUAAAACUUCGUAAACAAUACUUUAUCAAUGAUGGCCACUCCCACAAAUCCGCCUCAGUCUAUGGGUUCUAGUAAUGUGGUGUUCAGAACAGAGACUCGGUUCGACCCCUCAUACAUCAGGACUGUGCCAGGGAUCAUCAAAGUGGCAGUUAUUGUUCUAGAUCUACUGGGAUUUAUCUGUAUACAGUCUUCAGCAUUCUGGUGGAAUCCCCGGGGGGUGUACUUCAACAUAGUGGCACACCUCGGCCUGUGGUUCAGCGGGAUCCUGCUUCUGCUGUACCUGUUCCAUGUGGUGGAGAAGUACCACAACAUCAUGUGGCUGAAGAUAGAGCUGAUAGUUUGUGGGAUAAUCUCAUUUCUGUACCUCAUAGCUUCAACUAUAGUUCUGGCUUAUGGCUCAGCGGGAUAUUCAGCAGCCGGGUUCUUUGGAUACUUGGCCAUGGUGUUGUACGGUUUUGAUGCAUUCCUGAAGGCGAGGGCGAUGCAGGCGGGUGAUCUGGCUCAGGGCACUCGGGUCACUACCAAACAGACUCCAGUCACUACACCACCUGCACUGCCAUAGCUAUGGAGCAUUAUGGAUUUAGCAUUUUGCUCAGCCAAACUGAUGGCAAAAUAUUCUAUAGACAAUGCUUUUGUGAGGAACACUUUCUAUUUUUUGUAACACCUAUGCUUAUUUUGAUUAGAUCAAAUUAUUUAAAAUUUUAUUAGAUAGGUAUUAGGUA